Molecule: messenger RNA, 1854 nt
Organism: Fusarium subglutinans
Lineage: Eukaryota; Fungi; Ascomycota; Sordariomycetes; Hypocreales; Nectriaceae
Product: arginine deiminase type-3
Exons: 2
Coding region: 1-1854 (617 amino acids)
Cellular component (GO): cytoplasm
Molecular function (GO): protein-arginine deiminase activity; calcium ion binding
Source: RefSeq, a predicted model, not a curated record
AUGCGCUCUCUUCGCCUUCUAGCCCUUUGUGGUAUUCCACUGGCUUUAGCUCGAAGUGGUUGCGGGUGUUGCGGGUUUUGCGGGGGCGGUUCAAGACCUCUUUUUAAAGCCGACAUACGUGCUGAUACCAACCGCGACGGACGAGUCGACCUCGAAGGCCUUUCGGACACGAUUGACAAGACGCAAUGGAAUGAAACGCACGGUGCAGUUUUCCUUCCCAAUAUCGGCGACACUGGUAGACGAUGCCGAAUUCAGUUUCUCAACGGCAAGAAUUUCAGCGAUGAGAAACUUGACGAUUGUCACGAUGCUUCCGACGACACCCAGAGAUCUCCCCAAUAUCUCGCACCCCUCAAGACCGUCCCCAAUCCAGACCUCUUCGGCAGUGCAAAGGGUACUGUUACAGUUCCCGACGAGACCCAGCGAAAGUUUGUACGUAUCUUCCAGAAAAAGGGCAAGGAUUGGGAAUACAUCGACAACAACCAUACCUUCUAUCAACCGGAGUUGCAGGCUGGCCUUGACCUUGGCAUUGAUGCUCGUAAUACCAGACGUCCCGAGAGUCAGGACAUCAGAAGCCCCGAGUGUUGGGAUGGACGUGUCACUGUUCGCUUUACCAUUGAAGCCGAAGGUACCGAAUCAUCUGACACGGUCAUGUUACGUGUCGCACCCGUGCUCACACACCAUCAUCUCCAAAAGGUCGAACAAGUGGUCACCGCGCAGAAAAUCCCGACCCCUUCUCUCGAUAAGUUCGCCUACCAACUAGACUCAAUUACCAAGGCGGCCGGCCUCGACAAAGAACUUAUCAUCUUGGACGCAGUCGACAGUGAACAAAAAAGAUUUGACCAGUGGGUCCAAGACUUUGUUGAGCCAGGCUACGCAAGCAUGCCUGGUCCAAAUGGAACAGUAUCUAUCCGGAUCAUGAUACGCUGUCCCGGCGAUAUGAGAGAGGGUGGUCGAGAGAUCUUUAGGUUUUUCCGAAAAGCUGGAGUUGGCGCAGUGCAGCAUCUCGGAAAGUGGAUAUCUAACAUCGAUGCUGGUGGCAACAUCGAAGCCAUUCCUCCUUACACCUUCCAAGGCAAGACCUGGCCGGCUGGACGUCUUAUCGUUGGCAAGCAUGGCAACGAAAGCCAUCACAUCCUCUCUUACCUUGAAGCUCAAGAGUCACAGGCGCCCCCCCUUCGGCUCGAUACUUCCUGGCUCGCAGUUGGUCAUGUCGAUGAGUUCCUCCAGUUCAUCCCCGCCAACAACACCAGAGGUUGGAUUGCAGUCAUCAGUGACCCUCUUUUAGCUAUCAAACUUCUUCAAAAGGUGGAAAAGGCCGGACAUGGAUCGCACCCGGCUAUCUCACGCAACAAAUCUUCUACUCUGUGGCCCAAAGGCUGCAUGAUGCCCGAGUGUAACCAACCCGUCCAUUCCUUUACCAUAAGCCAACUAUUGGGAAACCAGAGACUGAUGGGGCUCAACGAUAUGUGCGCUCGACAAAUUAACGACAGCAUAAAGAUUCUCAGGAAGGAAGUUGGACUUACUGAUGAGGACAUCAUUCGCAUCCCAUCUUUGUUCAUUGAAGACGGCAAAUCGGAGUUUGUAGAUCCUGGCUCGGAAGUCAAAGUCAGCGCAUUCUUCCCUGCUGUCAUAAACAACCUCGUCCUUACUGGUUACAACACUUCCAUUGCUCCUAAACCGUGGGGUCCGCUUGUCGGGGAGAAGGAUAUCUUUGCUGAGACAAUCAUCGACAAGUAUGCCGAGGUUGAGAUGAACAUCAAAUUUAUUGAUGACUGGGAUAGUCAUCAUAGACUCAUAGGAGGGGUUCAUUGCGCCACUAACUCCAUUCGAGACAUGUCUGCAAAGUGGUGGUGA